UCAUAACUUCCCCUUCCAUUCCAAGCAUGGCCUUCCACCUGAGAUCUGCGAGUGUGCCCUCAAGCCCUUGUUCCAACGGAACCAAUGUCGAGGAACAGAUUCAGAACCUGAUGGCAACUGUCUCUUCUCCUUCUGUGACCAUCAAAACCAUAGUUGAUGGUCUGUCCAAGCUCGGGGACAUCUACAGCUGCAUCGAUGAGCUCAUAUGCUUUCCCAGUAGCCAGUGUCAACAGAGAAAGGCAGUCGAGGAGGAGCUUGAGCGCUCUCUCGUCUUGCUUGACCUCUGCAAUGACGUUCAAGAGAGCUUCACAGAGCUCAGGACUAGCGUCCAAGAGUUGCAAUUGGGUCUCAAGAGAGGAGACAAUGUGGCUGUUCAGGCCAAGGCUCAGUCUUAUGCCCGUUUGGUCAAGAAGGCCCAGAAGCAGCUCAAGAAGAUCAACAGAAAGGUUGUUCUUGACACUGAUAGCUGCAGAGUGGUCAAGCUAUUGUCUGAAGCAAGAGAGAUUGCUCUACUGAUGCUGGAAAUGACAUUGUACCUCCUGUCAAAGGAGAUCCAGACGUCGACAACUAGCAAGUGGUCUCUUGUGUCCAAGGCAUUCCAGAAGAAGAGAGUUGUGUGCAAGGAGGAGCAAUUGCAGGUCUUGGAGUUGGAGAUUGUUGAUCUUGAGAGCGAACUCCAGAUUGUCUUUAGGAGACUGAUCCAGUGCAGGGUCUCGCUUCUCAACACUCUUAGUCUGUAGAAAGAUCAUACACCAACUCAGGUUCCCUGCGAUUAGCAUCCGCCUUUUAGAGGAUUGGCUGAUCAUCAAAACAAUUUUGAUGUAUAUAUGAGACAAAGUGUACAGAAAAAUACUCAAUGAAAGAGCAAAAGUUUUGAUCCA
Messenger RNA from Panicum virgatum (switchgrass), 881 nucleotides. RefSeq lists its product as uncharacterized. Lineage: Eukaryota; Viridiplantae; Streptophyta; Magnoliopsida; Poales; Poaceae. Gene Ontology annotation, biological process: root development; shoot system development. The record is from RefSeq and is a predicted model, not a curated record. The transcript has 2 exons. The coding region runs from base 27 to 740 and encodes 237 amino acids.